Paramecium tetraurelia is the source of this 501-nucleotide messenger RNA. RefSeq lists its product as uncharacterized. Lineage: Eukaryota; Ciliophora; Oligohymenophorea; Peniculida; Parameciidae. The transcript has a single exon. The record is from RefSeq and is a predicted model, not a curated record.
AUGUACGUUUUAAGCAACACAAGAAACAAAUUGAAAUUUUCAUUGGUUCUAUUGUCAAAAGUAAAAUCAGUGCAUUUCUACUUACUAAUGUCAUUUACAACAAUAUCUUACUUGUCUUAUUAUUGGUAGAAUAUUACAUAAGGAUAUUUAAACUAUUUGGAAAGUCGAUUGAAAGAGCAAUAAAAGAAAUCGGAACCCAAAGUCCCAAUCACAGGGUCUUCGAUUGUUAUUAAUGAAGUCCUGAGGAAGGAGAGCAUCAAUAAAAUGUUGGGAGAGCUGAUUGCAAGAAUAGAUAAUAAAGAAUCAACUUAACAUAAUGUAGCCAAAUAAAUGUGUAAAUUGGGCAACCUAUCCUUUUUAUAUGAUAAGACCUUUGUAUUGACUAAGGAUCUUUUGAUACAAUAGGUUUUCAACAAUGAUGAGAUAUUUGUGAAAUUGAGGGACUUGCUAAUUAAAGUAUUGAAUGAUCAAAAGAGCUUAAGUGGUUACUUUGGUAUGUGA